GCUCGGCCCCCAGCCAAGUCCAGCUUCAGCACGCUAGACGGCGGUUAGGGACACUGGGACAGAACCCAAAUCUUUCCUCCUAACGACGAGCCUAUCUCGACAUUGCCAGAGAUCUCGCGGGCGACGCUCAUGAUCGCGAACCUCUUUCGCCAUAUCCAUCCUGUAUGUCUUGUCCGAUUUCCUGCGACCCAGUUCAAGCACCUAGCACAUGUCGCUUGGGCCUUGGGCCGCGCUUAAAUUGACCUCCUAGCCUAGCUCCUGGCCAAGACCUCACGCUGACGGACCUUGACUAUCAGAACAUUCCUAUUCCACGACCGACAUUGACGAGCACGACGCGAUUUUUUUGAGAUUUUCAACGGCUCUGCGCGGCCUUGCUUUGGCAUCGCCUCUCCCAGAGCCCUUCGCCACGGCAGUGUCUCCGAUCGCCCCCGACCACCGACGCACCUUCCCGACGUCAAUACAGUGAUCAGUCCUUCUCAUGACUGCAGUCGCGAGCUCUCGGACGUUGGCCCCGAUAUCACUACCAGCAUGGGGCUCUACUGACGGCAACAACCCGAUGAACCCUGACGACGUGAGAGGCACAUUCGUGCCGCGCAAAGCUCCAUCACGCUCCAACUCGUCUUCAUCGCUCUCAUCCAACACCUCUGCCUCGUCCGCAUCCACAGCCUUGACGAGCGCGUCCCAGCCGUCUGGCACAUCCAUCUCCACCAACUCCGACCAAAGUCAGUGGGCGGCCAACAGCGCGUCUCGGAAACGGCCCCGAACACAACCCUGGCCGCCGAACAAAGGUGACGUGCAGCCGGAUUUCUCCAGAUUGCCCUCGGGGAGGUCCAACGGUAUGCUCGCCGCGCAGCAACAACAGCAGCAGCAGCAGCAGCAGCAUGGAGGUCCCUUGCAACAGAAUGCGUCCGGCUUGCUUCAGCUCACACCUGAAAGCAUGAUGCCGAGGCCUCUGACCACGAACCAGCUGCCACCGGGUCAGCCUGUACUUUACUUGUUGUCACUCAACGGCACCUUUGAGCGCAAGACGAUCGGUGUGCCUUUUGCACCAGACACACUUCGUAUUGGACGGCAGACCAACCAGAAGACUAUACCUACAGCGUUCAACGGCUUCUUCGACAGUAAGGUGCUCUCACGGCAGCACGCUGAAGUUUACGCAGAACGGAACGGCAAGAUCUACAUUCGCGAUGUCAAGUCUUCAAAUGGCACCUUUGUCAAUGGCACGCGUUUGUCGCAGGAGAACCGUGAGUCGGAGCCGCACGAGCUCCAGACGGGCGAUCAUCUUGAACUCGGUAUCGAUAUUGUUAGUGAGGAUCAGAAGACUGUGGUUCAUCACAAGGUCGCCGCCAAGGUGGAGCACUCUGGGUUCAUGAGCGCGUCGAACAAUGUGCUUGACAUGAACUUUGGAGACCUGGAUCCAGCGAACAGCGCCAUGAUGGCACAACCAGGUGCGCAGUCGCGGGGACGCCAAGGAGGCAAUGCACCCAUGGUCAACACCGGCCGGAUGGCGCCCAAUCCGCAGGCCGUGAGCGCGCAGGCCAAUAUGCCUCAGCAUCGACCGUUCUUCCUCUCACCCAUCGCAACAGACCAGAUUCUGAAGCGUCUUGCGAAUGAAAUGAGAGGAGCGAGGCUACAGGCGCAGGACCUGAACAGGACCAACCAGUUUGUCAGCACACUCUUAUCGAAGAACGACGUCAAGGACUUGGAGAAACCGGAGGCCGCUGAGCCCCCAAAGGCGCAUCUGGUGAACGGUCUUCCAUUUCGACCAGAACCCAAGUCACGGUUCUCCGAACCACCUGCGCCGCCACCCCAGCAACCACUACCCGAGAAGCCGAGCGCGCCCUCCUUGAAGCGUGGGGUCACGGAGCGCUCAAAGUCAGGACCUGAGGCAAACUCCCCGAUCAGGCAGGAGAACGUGUCACAGAUUAUCCAACUUACCGAAGCACUGAACAAUGCGAAGCGGGACAUGGACACUCAGACAGCGCGCAUGAAGGAGUUGGAAACGAUGCUGCAGAAAGAACGUGAGGCACGCGAAUUGGCCGAGAGCCUGGCCAGGCGCCUCGAAGAUUCCGCGAACACCCAUCUCAACGGCUCAGUGGUGGAGCCUACGCUUUCAAUGGACAAAUCUCUUGAGCCUCCGGCCCACGAUGAGCCUAGCGUCGAAAUCGAGGCCAGCACGGCCGCCAACAACGAGGGUGCUGAAGCCAACGCGGCCGCGGCCGCGUUGCAAGAACGCAUCGACACGAUGGAUGGCCAAAUGAAGAGUAUGCAGGAGCAAGUCGCUCACUGGAAGGGGCGUUGCGAGGCCGCUGAAUCCGCACGGGACGCGGAUCGCAAGAGCUUGGCUGAGAUGGUGCUUCAACUACGUGCAGAAGAGGCUCGGCGAGCGGCGGACCAGGAGGAAAAGCGCUCGAGGUCGCGCAAGAGGGCGGCCGAGGUGCAGACCUCCCACGAGACGAACGCCGAGGCAGCAUCAGCAUCCGCAGAGACGACAUAUGUGGCUCAGUCGGAUGGGGCUGUAGGCGAGGGUGAUGCCCCGACACUUUCCAGGGCCACCACGAUCACGCCCAUGAACACCUCCAAGACCGCACCCGACAGUCCUCUGCAGGCCAGUUUACCGUACGCCUCUGCGCUGGGCGUUGUACUCAUAGGGAUGGGUCUCAUGGCAUACAUCAAUGGCUGGCAGGCACCACCACCGAGCAUAGAGCGAUGAGCAUCUUUUUUUGUUUCCGAACAUUUUACCUCUUACUAUCCCUCGACGACGAGAUGGACACGACAUGCGACAUGCCGACCCGCGACUAUAUCUUCCCUUUGUAUGGACACAAUUCUACCUGUGUUUACCCUUCUUCUUGGGAUG
Molecule: messenger RNA, 2857 nt
Organism: Emericellopsis atlantica
Lineage: Eukaryota; Fungi; Ascomycota; Sordariomycetes; Hypocreales; Bionectriaceae
Exons: 2
Coding region: 479-2713 (744 amino acids)
Cellular component (GO): cytoplasm
Molecular function (GO): protein binding
Source: RefSeq, a predicted model, not a curated record